GAUUUCAUUUAAUUCUGAAUUAUGCAACUGUUUCAUUAAUUUAAUUCAAGUUCAAAUAAUAGUGUUAUCGCAUGAGAUGGCGGAUUUCCCUAAAUUAAUUAACCAGCUUUCUCAAGUCAAGCUAAUCCUUCAUUUGUUUGCUAAAUUAAUCAUAUCUCUAUGUAAUUUUAAACAAACUAAUGAGCAUUAAAUUCUAUGGAAAUCUCUAGCUUAAGAAGGGGAGCUACUAACUCUCUUCUCUUCCUCCACUACCACAUGUGAGCUAAUUACCUCUCGGUUUCAUAGUCUAACACGCGGUUUAUAUUAUUAUUGGUCUAAUUUACACAAUUCUUUCUCAAGUUCAUGCAUAAAUCACUAAAUCAAUUGAAAGGUGAUCAAGCUCUCAAUGCAUUAAGUUCAAUAAUAUAAACUAAUCAUGCAAAUAACCAAUAAAUCUUGAAUUAAACUAACAAAAACAGUCACAUACUUCAAAAAUUAAAAUCCACCCAUCCCUAGUUCAAAGAAAUCUAGUCACACAUGUUUAUGUUCUCAACAGCCAUGAAAAAUAAAUCCUAGCAGAAAAUCAUAGUAGAAGAAUCAAAAACAACAAAACCCAAACAAUGGAGAAUUGUAGUUUGCCGAAUGGUGUGCUGUUGUCUGGAAGCAAGGCUGGUGGAGAAGAAGCAAGACUGGGCGGACCAGUAGGUAAUGAUAAGGAAGUGUUAGAUACUAAAGAUGAGGGUGACAAUAGUAGUAGUGAUGUUUCUGUGCAUAGGGAUGAGGGUAAUUUAGGAAGUGAAAAAGGUAGUGAUCUCGAUAGUGGUAGUGAUGAUGUGUCAGUUAUUGACUGGGAGACAAGUUCAAAUGAUAGUACUUGGUCAUUGGGGAGUGACAACAUUGAUGAUGAGCAAGUCAAUAUUGCUAAGUUGACUCAAGAGCAACAGCAACCUAUAGUCACAGAUGAUCAAGCUACUGUCCAAAAAGUUACUGUGACAGAUGCUGCUAGUAUAGAAGAAACUACAAGGAAAACAUGCAGUAAAGGUAGAAAAAAGAAAUCUAUUGCUCAGCAUAAAAUGAGACAAGGUGGUGGAAAUAGGGUGGGAAGAGGUGAUCCAGUGAUGACAGUGGCUCCUCUACAAAUGAAGAAGACAAGGAGUCUGAUUAUGCAGACAAUGAUGAUCCUGGUCCCAUAUUUUGAUAUUGGGAUGAGGUUCAAAGAUGCAAAGCAAUUUAGAAUGGCAGUUUGUAAAUACUCCAUACAAAAGCAAGCUCAACUGCAAAAGCUCAGGAAUGAGAGUACUAGGGUGAGGUUUAGGUGCCAAACAAGGUGCAAAUGGGAGUUGUUUGCCUCUUAUGACCCAAAAUAUGAGUGCUUUGUGGUGAAGACAUACUAUAGGGAGCAUAGAUGCUUCAAAUCUUAUGACAAUGAGCUUGUAACUUACAAGGCAGAAAAGGCAAAGAAGCAUGUUAUGACACAACUGGAGGGUAGCUAUGUUGAUGAAUACAAAUACUUGAAGAGUUACACCAAAAUAUUGAAGGAGAACCAUCUAGAGAAUACCGUUGUUGUCAUUGCCACUGAAACAAGUUCUAGUGAAACUAGAACUUUCCAUAGAAUAUAUGUUUGUCUGCAUUCCCUAGAACAAGGUUGGAAGGAUGGGUGCAGAAAGUUCUUUCGUGUUGAUGGCUGUUUCUUGAAGGGAAUAUACAAGGGAAUUAUGCUAUCUAUAGUUGGGAGGGAUGGGAACAACCAAAUGUUUCCAAUUGCCUGGGCAAAGUUGGGUCAUAGAGGUGAUGAGAUGAAGAUCUACUUCUGGAAUUGUGCAAAGGCAACAUUUGGGGAUGAUUUCAUUGAUAGGUUAGGUGAUUUGGUUGCAAAGAAUAGGCAAGGACAUGAUGACUUGUUAAGGGUAGCUGAUAAAAGGCUAUUUGCAGAAAAAUGGCCUGAAGGUCAUGACAUUGCUCCUAAAAUCAGAAAAAAGGUUGAGGAACUGAAGGCAGAGUCACAAAGAUGUAGUGUGCAGCCAAAUGGGGUUAAUCAGUUUGAGGUCAAUGAUGGUGGGGAUCAACAUGUUGUCAAAUUUAAUGAUAAAACUUGCACAUGUAGAUAUUGGCAACUCUCAGGGGUUCUUUGCCCUCAUGCUUUGGCUUGCAUAAGGAAAGGGACAAAAGCAAGGAAGACUGUGGGUGAAGAAGAGUUGUUACCACCACCUGUUAAGAGCAUGCCAAGGAAGCUGAGGAAAAACAGAAGAAGACAUAAAGGUGAACCACAAAAGAUCAGGAAAGGGAAGCUUAGGAAGCUUACUAGAAGAGGGAGAAAAAUGACAUGCAAGGGUGAAAACAAGAGAAAGAAACAGGGAGGUGAAGUCGCCUCAACCUCAGGUAGUAAGAAAAAGAAGGCGAGGGUCCCUACAACCAAGGUCCCUACAGCCACAAGGAGCUUUACUGGUGUUGAUGCUGCUGCUAGUAGUGUGCCUGCAAGACCUACCACAAGAAGGCAAUGAAAAGGCCUAAAUAUUGCUUUUUAAAUGGAAAUGCUUUUGUUAAUUUUUGUCUUUUUUGAACAGUGGUGAUUUAGGGUUUUGGUUUAUUCAAAUUGUGACCAAAAAGGUUAAACCAAUGCUAUGUCCUUAUUUAUAUAGCUUAUAUCAGUGAAUGACCAAAAACAGCAAUAUAUAUGAUCAUAUGGAUUCUACAUUCUGUAUAUUUUGUAACAGUAAAUUGCAAAAACAACA
This is a messenger RNA of Rubroshorea leprosula, 2711 nucleotides long. NCBI's taxonomy places the organism in Eukaryota, Viridiplantae, Streptophyta, Magnoliopsida, Malvales, Dipterocarpaceae. The record is from the annotation of a GenBank genome assembly.